This is a messenger RNA of Grosmannia clavigera kw1407, 1266 nucleotides long. Its product is annotated as ankyrin repeat domain containing protein. Gene Ontology annotation, molecular function: transcription cis-regulatory region binding; protein binding. Bases 1 to 1266 code for a protein of 421 amino acids. Lineage: Eukaryota; Fungi; Ascomycota; Sordariomycetes; Ophiostomatales; Ophiostomataceae. The transcript is spliced from 3 exons. Gene Ontology annotation, cellular component: nucleus. Gene Ontology annotation, biological process: positive regulation of transcription by RNA polymerase II. The record is from RefSeq and is a predicted model, not a curated record.
AUGCAAUACGUCCAAAAUCUGUCGCUAUUUACAUCCGACCAAGAUGUAUUGGACAAGAACCAGGCGCUAUUCGUCAAGGCGAUUCGGGGCGGGAAUCUAUUCUUCCUGCAGAGGCGCCUGAUAACGUCAGAUGACCCGGCUUCCAAGCUGCCGCCCGACUCAGUCGCCAUGGCCGUGCUGCACGGACAUGCCGAUGUCGUUGGCUAUCUCCUGGACAUAGGCAUGUCUGUCGAGAAGGAGGGCCCCUUUGGACCGCCACUACGAACGGCCAGCCUGACGAAUCAGUUAGCCAUUGCUGAGCUGUUGGUUAACCGCGGUGCGAGUGUCAAUGCAGGCGGACGUCUGGGCGAUGCCUUGUACGUGGCUGCCAUGAAAGGGCACACGUCGAUCGCGCGGCUACUCCUUGACCAUGGCGCCAGUGCCAGACAGGAAGGGGCCUUCUAUGGCAACGCCCUACAAGCCGCGGCCUACUUUGGUCAUAAGCAAAUUGUGGAACUUUUGCUCGCCUCUGAGGUGAUAAGCCACUCACGAAACCUCGUCCAAGGUGCAUUUUACGUUGCUGCCGAGGGUGGCCAUGAGAAUUCUGGCCGGAACGACAGCGACAAAAGUUGGCCGGAGCACGAAGUCGAUUUUGCGACUAUUUUCGCGGCAGCUUCCACGACCCGACUGACCAAGCUUCUCGAAGCAGACACGGCUGCUGCCACACCGUGGUACAUGGACAGGAGGAGGGUCUCAAGUCCUUUAAUAGCAGGCGCCCGUGCUGGACACACGGCCGUGGUCCAAUUCUAUCUUAUGCAGAAGAAGGUGUUCAACUACGACUUUUUCCAGGCCGCAAACAUUACCGCAAGAAACAAUCACCUGAACGUCGUCCGGGUUUUGCUUAAGCAUGCAGUGGCCAAACGCCUGAUCAAAGAUAUUUUCGAGAUUGUGUUUGAAGUGGCAGAAACGACAGGGAUUACCAAAACCACCGAUUUUGCACUAUACAUCAUGCGGACCAUUCGCCGCAUCUUGGCCUCUAAACAUGCCAUGCAACUCGACCGUGGCACACUUAGCCGUGGGCUUCAACUCGCAGCCACCCAUGACGCAUUGACAAUCAAGCACGCACAGCUCGACUCUCGCAGCAUUGCGGCGAAGCGGAGCACUUCUGACAAUGAUUUCGUGUCCACGGCUGCCACUGGCCACGUGCAAAAUUUGAAACGCCUUGUCGAAAACCAGCCGGAAAUUUGCACCAACCCUGCCAUCGCAGCCGAGGUCCUGCUUUUUUGA